This is a messenger RNA of Harmonia axyridis, 14036 nucleotides long. It is a transcript of the gene kl-3, whose product is annotated as dynein axonemal heavy chain 8-like. The record is from RefSeq and is a predicted model, not a curated record. Bases 193 to 13983 code for a protein of 4596 amino acids. Gene Ontology annotation, molecular function: ATP hydrolysis activity; dynein intermediate chain binding; dynein light intermediate chain binding. The transcript has 67 exons. Gene Ontology annotation, biological process: microtubule-based movement. Gene Ontology annotation, cellular component: dynein complex. Lineage: Eukaryota; Metazoa; Arthropoda; Insecta; Coleoptera; Coccinellidae.
UUUUAUAUAUUAAAAAAAUAAUAUAUAGAUAUUUAUUCGAAACUUUUAAAAAAUUGGUAUAAAGUUGAAUUUAUAUCAACAUAAUAUUUCAUAUUUCCAUUUGUGUGGAAAUAUAACUCAUUUCACUGAUUGUAAAGUUUUCUUCAAAUAUUGUCUGAGAGUUCGCUAUUGUUUGAUUGAGUCGGCUCAAAAAUGGCCCAUUUCAACGAAGAUGACGAUUUCUCUAUGAUGAUGGGUGUAGCAAAACAACUUGCAGCCUCUGGUAAACGACAGCAAAGCACGAAAGCUUUAGAGAAGGAGGAAUCUUUGAAAGAGAGAAUCGUUAAAUUCAAGGACAAAAGGGCGACCCGCAGUUCCAGCAUCCAAAUGCCUCAUAGGUACAUUUGUGAUAUGGUCUCCCACUACCUCAACGUCGACCUUCAAUUUAUAAUAGAUGGAGUUUCCGAUGCGGACGCUCAUGUUGACUGUAUAGAGAACUUUCUCAGCAAAGAUGGAUUGCUGGCAAUGAUCUUUUAUUAUCAAGAUGGUCCGCCCUAUGAAGUCGAAACGGGUAGAAUGAAAGAUCCUCAUGGUCCUCCAGUCAAACGGGUUUACGUGUCACCCGGCAUGCACUCACUGAACAACAAAGGAGUCAUUGUCUACAAAAUUAAUCCAGGUCAAGUUGAUAUGAGGAAUCUCAACGAUGUUGUGUUCUUCAUUCCGUUCGACUUGGAAUUUCUUCAAGGCAAUGUUGUUUCUAUUGGAAGCAUGCUGAUAAACGAUCUAGUCAGAACACCCCUGAACAUGUGUAAAGAUUGGGGCGAUUUGGUGAAGACUGAAAUUGGACGGAAGCACAAACGGGCUUUCGAGGACGACUUCAUACAAUUUUGCACUUUUUUAGAACGAACAAGAGGUGAUCUUGAAAGUAUCAUAACAUUCACGAUCGAUACCGAGCUUGUCAAAGAGCUCAAUGAGGGAAAUAAAGACCAGCAUAUGUUAGACAAAGAAUUCAUAAAGAGUGUCGAGCAAACGGUGAGAAUAUGGAACAAAAAAAUGGAGAGGGCUCUUGUGCAGUACCAACAGUUGAGGAGAGAAGACGAAUUUGUUGGCCCACUCGUAGAAGUGGAAUAUUGGAGGAACCAGUUGUCUAGAUUUACCAGCAUCAUGGAAUUCAUCUGCAAAGCCGAUUGUCAGAUUCAUAUUGCAUUCUUGAGGCAGAUAGGCAGUUCUGUGUUGAAGGUUUGGAAGAAGCAGAUAAACGCCGUGACCGACGCGAGGAACGAAUGCUCUGACAACGUUAAAUACUUGUACUCGUUCGAGACCUAUUGCGCUCCCCUGUAUCAACUGGACCCGACGGAGAUUCCGGCUCAUAUUCCAGCUUUGUUGCGCGCCGUCAGGAUGAUCUUCAACACUUCCAGAUACUACAAUAACACCUGCAACGUAACGGCAGUCCUGGUCAAGGUCUCCAACCAGAUCAUCAACGUGUGCCGCAGUUACCUGAACUGCAACAACACGAAGACAGUUUGGAAUCAGCCGAAGAAGGAUGUUCUAGAGAAAGUCCAGAAAUGCCUGGACUUGUACUUGAAAUACUACCAGUGCUACAAUCAGAUUUGUAGCGAAAUGAAAGAGGUCGGCGAGAAGCCAUUCGGAUGUUCGGAAAUGUUCAUUUUCGGGAAAUUCGAAACCUUCAAGAGGAGAAUCGAAGAGAUAUGCAAUGUACUACAAACCACCAUCACUUACUCAAUUCUGCAAUCGAGCACUAUAGAGGGAAUCGAAGUGUUCGCCCAGAAGUUUAAGGAUUUCUUCACAAAGAUAUCUAGUCAAAAGUAUGAUGCCCUGAAUCACAGACUACCCUUUUUCGACAAAGAUUAUGCAGAAUACAGACAGAACGUCGUCGAUACCGAAUGGGAAUUGGAGGAAUUUGUUGGGGCCUCUUUGUCGAGACUUCAAGAUGUCCAUAACGUACUAAGACUCUUGUGGAGAUUCGAAAAAUUGGACUUGCCCUGUUUACAUCUGGAUGAGAGAUAUUUGGAAGCGAUGAUAAUGUUCCAGGAGGAACUAGAGACUUUGCGAGACCGUUACAAUGAAGAAAGGCAAGCUCCUCUGGUCCCGAGGAAUAUGCCGCCUGCUAGUGGUCGUAUAAGAUGGAUAAGACAGUAUUAUAGACGAAUAUUGCAGCCCAUGAGGAUUUUCAAAACUAAGGAGAGGGUGAUCAAACAUAGAAAGGUUCAGAAAUGCAUUCAGCUGUUCAACGCUCUAUCGAUGGUGUUUGUACAUUAUGAACAGCUGUACCAUGAAGCGUGGUAUGACUACGCUGCCCAAGUUCGGCACUGCCUGAAUUCACCCAUUAUGGUCAAGCACCCAACCACCAGGAGGUACGUACUGAAUUUCGAUCCUCACAUUCACGAGUGCAUCAGAGAGGCCGAAUACAUGUACCGUCUGUUCUGUGGCGUGCCGGAUGUUGGCCAGAUAAUGGUCUUCUGUCAGGAGAAGAUUCUGAACUCUUACGCUGCCACGAAGGCGCUCAUCGAGAGGAACGACGAGUUGAGAAGCAGCAUCCCUCCUCUCUUUAUCCAGAUGAUGCGCGCUCCGCUCUACAAGAUCGAGGUGGCGUUCUUGCCCGCCUUCUCCACGAUCACGUGGACCUCGACAAAGAUCCCAGAUUUCUGCAAAGAGGUCACCAUGUUGCUGGAUGCCGUUCAGAUUUUUAUAAAGGAGGUGAAAGAUAUGAAGGAGGCCAGAAUAGACGAAGUGUUAGAAAGUAUUACUGCUACUCCAUUAGUUUAUUUGCCCGAAUAUCCGCUGAAACCAAAAGAAUUCUAUGAGGAAAAUAUCAAGUAUGGUAACAAAAUAGUGAAGGAAUUGGAACUGAAAUCCGUCAAGACGGAGAGAGCAGUGAUCGGUUUGAUAACGAAGUUCCUCGACAUCAUCGACCAGGAAGACUUGCAACAGGGUAAAUACGAUUGGCUGGAUCCUGAAUUGGCUGUGAAGCCGGUCACUUCAUCCUCAAAACUGAUAGUGGGGCCGGAUGCAGCUUUCAAAGAACUCAUCGGAAGGACCCCACUCGACCUCCAAACCUUGAAGACGGACUGCGUCGAGCUCUUCAGUUAUUUCAACAUGAAGCUGUCAGAUACGUUAGUGAAGAUGGUAAAAUCUUCCUUGGAACAACUGAAACAAAAAGCAACAAGCAUUCGAGGUAAUGCCGAGAUGAUUCCAAUGAUGAGGACCAAAAUGCAAUUGCAGAUUCCGAACACCGUGAUUAAUCCUGAUCUAACCGUGAUACAGUCCAUGUUUGCUCAAGUUGUGGGUAAUAUUCUUGAGUGCAACAAAUACAUCUAUCUUUGGGGACAGAGAGGAGUUACGCCGAAGAAAAUGUCGUUAAAACAACGAAAACAGAAUUCUGAUUCUACGGCACCAGCAAAACCAGCACCGGUGAAUUACUACAAACAGGUGGCCGAAAACAAAGAGGUCAUCAGACUUUACAUGAGUCUACAGGGUGCCAUGUACCUCGUCAAACCUGACGUUGCCAGCGUUUUGAAUAGAUAUUUGAACUACUCUUAUUUAUGGUCCGACGAUCGGGAGAAAAUAAUCGAUGAUUUCUGCGAAAAAGGGCCGCUUCCAGUCGAGAUAACGGAGAAGUUCAAAGAGUAUGAGGCUAGAGCAGAUGAAAUCGAAAGUUUACCGGAAGAUGUUAACUUAGGACCCAUCCAGAUAGACCUAGAUGAAUUCAAACUUGCUCUUCUGGUGGAAUCGAACGCUUGGAAGUACAUAAUGGGUAACAAUCUGGCCUUGAGAAAUAAACAGAGGCUUAACAAAAUGGUUGAUUUCAUCAAGACUCAAGAGAAAAUAAUGAGUAAGAAGAUAAGGGAUCUCGACGACUGCAGAUUAGCGAUGCAAUGCUUGGAGAGAAUUCGGGAUAACUUCAUUGAAAUGGACAUGGAGCUGGGUGCCAUGGAAGAAGCAUAUUCUAUCUUCAACAGAUUCAGAAUAGACGUCCCAAGGGAAGAUAUCGAGAGAGUUGAUACGUUAAGAUUUAACUUCGGAAACAUGGGUGUUCAUGCGAAACAAACCCAAGAGAACAUCUACGAAGUGCAAGCGCCUCUUCUGGAAGAGCUGACUGCCGGAGUCGAUAAGUUCGCCUUCGAGGUCGAGGCCUUCGACAAAGAUUUCGAAGAGAAAGGUCCAAUGGUCUCGGGUCUGGAAGCCAGGGAGGCCAGCGAUCGCGUCUUAGUUUUCCAAGAUCGCUUCGACGAGCUUUGGCGAAAAUUCGAAAUGUACAGCAGCGGCGAGAGACUGUUCGGCUUAGAGGUUAAGGAUUACCCCAUCCUACACAAGAGGAAGAAAGAGUUCAAUCUCUUGAACAAACUGUAUGGAUUGUACCUGCAAGUAAACAAGAGCAUAGAUGGCUACUACGAUAUAUUGUGGUCUGAUGUUGACACCGAGGUUAUAAUUGCGGAAUUGACCGAAUUCCAGAACAGAUGCCGAAAACUACCCAAAGCUCUGAAAGAUUGGCCAGCAUUCUUGGACUUGAAAAAGAAGAUCGAUGAUUUCAGUGAAACCUGCCCUCUACUGGAGCUAAUGGCCAAUAAGGCUAUGAAAGAUAGACAUUGGAGACGCCUCUCCACCACUUGCAACUAUCAAUUCGAUACCGAUUCGCCAACCUUCACUUUGAGGAACGUUAUGGAAGCUCCCCUAUUGCAAUACAAGGAUGAUGUUGAAGAUAUAUGCAUCAGUGCAGUGAAGGAGAAGGAUAUUGAGGCCAAACUGAAGCAAGUCAUAGCCGAUUGGGCGGUAGUAGAUUUAUCCUUCGGUUCAUUCAAAGCCAGAGGUGAACUUCUACUCAAGGGUACUGAAACUGGAGAAAUUAUCAUGUUGCUAGAAGACAGCUUGAUGGUUAUGAAUUCGCUUCUCAGUAAUAGAUACAAUGCUCCAUUCAAAAAGGAUAUUCAGUUGUGGGUACACAAGUUGGUGACGACGUCAGAAAUUUUGGAGAAAUGGAUGUUGGUGCAGAAUCUUUGGGUGUACCUUGAGGCCGUCUUCGUUGGAGGCGACAUCGCCAAGCAACUGCCCGCAGAAGCGAAAAGAUUUAGCAAUAUCGACAAAUCCUGGGUCAAGAUUAUGGCUCGAGCACACGAAUUUACCAACGCGGUGGAAUGUUGCACUGGCGACGAGACCAUGGGACAGCUUCUUCCGCAUCUUUUGGAACAGUUGGAAACUUGUCAGAAGAGUUUGACAGGAUAUUUGGAAAGCAAACGAUUGCUCUUCCCCAGAUUCUUCUUCAUCUCUGACCCAGUCUUAUUGGAAAUUCUUGGUCAAAGCUCCGAUCCAACAAGCAUCCGACCUCACUUGCUGAGUCUGUUCGAUGCGGUCGCAUCGGUCGAUUUCGACGAGAAAAGGCCAGAUUGCAUUAUCAACAUGAAAUCGGACAACGGCGAAAUAGUGAUGUUUGAGAAAGCCGUCCAGUGUCAAGGAGGCGUUGAGUUCUGGCUCAACAUUCUGCUGAACACGGUGAAAAACACCGUUAAUCAAGUAAUCGCCGCUCAAUGCCAAUGUUUCGUAGAUCCAGACUACAAUUUCGUCGUUGGCUUCCAACAGUUCUGUGGCCAAGCAGGUCUCUUGGGAGUUCAGAUUUUGUGGACGAAGGAUUCCGAGGUGGCCAUACGGAGAGCCAGAAUCGACAAGGCGAUAAUGAAAGUCACAAAUCAAAGGUUUUUGGACCUACUUAAUUCACUGAUUGAUUUGACAUCCAAAGAUUUGACCAAGUUGAGAAGGACCCAGUUCGAAACAAUGGUUACAAUACACGUCCACCAAAAGGAUAUUUUCGACGAUAUGGUUCGACUGAAGGUAAGGACUCCACAGGAUUUCGAAUGGCAGAAGCAGUCCAGAUUUUAUUAUUAUGAAGAUACCGAUGAAGUACAAGUAAAGAUCACUGAUGUCAUUUUUGACUAUCAAAACGAGUAUUUGGGGAUAACAGAAAGAUUGGCCAUCACACCGUUGACCGACAGGUGUUACAUCACGUUAGCACAAGCCAUAUGGAUCAAUAUGGGUGGAGCACCAGCUGGUCCAGCUGGUACGGGCAAAACAGAAACAACGAAAGAUAUGGGACGGACACUAGGAAAAUUCGUGGUAGUCUUCAAUUGUUCCGAUCAGAUGGAUUUCAGAGGUCUUGGACGCAUAUUCAAGGGUUUGGCUCAGUCUGGAAGCUGGGGUUGUUUCGACGAAUUCAACAGAAUUGAGUUGCCUGUACUUUCCGUUGCCGCUCAACAGAUCUACAUCGUUCUUCAAGCAAGAAAAGAGAGGAAAGCUAUAUUCGUUUUCAUGGAUGGAGAUAACGUUUCCAUGAACAUCGAAUUCGGCAUAUUCUUGACGAUGAAUCCCGGCUAUGCUGGACGUCAAGAGCUACCCGAAAAUCUGAAAAUCAUGUUCAGAAAUGUCGCCAUGAUGGUUCCAGAUAGGCAGAUCAUCAUCAGGGUCAAAUUGGCCUCCUGCGGUUUCAAGGACAACGUUUAUCUAUCGAGAAAAUUUUUCACCCUGUACGCCCUCUGUGAAGGACAGUUGUCCAAACAGGUCCACUACGAUUUUGGACUGCGUAAUAUAUUGUCCGUUCUAAGAACUCUAGGAGCCCAGAAGCGAGCCAACCCUAAUGACAGCGAGGAAACCACAGUCAUGAGAGUUUUAAGGGACAUGAAUUUGAGCAAACUCAUCGACGAAGACGAACCCCUCUUCCUAUCCCUAAUCGAGGACAUGUUUCCUGGCAUAAAGUUGACUUCACACUCGUGGAAAGAUCUUCAAAAGGCGGUCGGCAAUCAGAGUCAACUCAUGGGAUUGGUAAAUUACUCCACAUGGAACUUGAAGAUCGUGCAGUUGUACGAAACGUCGCUGGUCAGACACGGUUUAAUGGUUAUGGGUCCGACUGGCGCUGGUAAAACGAAAUGCAUGCAUUGCCUAAUGCGAUCUUUCACUGAAAUGGGAGUACCCCAUAAAGAAUUACGCAUGAAUCCCAAAGCCAUUACGGCACCUCAGAUGUUUGGAAGGCUAGACGUUGCCACCAAUGACUGGACAGAUGGUAUAUUCUCCACUUUAUGGAGGAGGACGUUGAAAUUCAAGAAAACUGAUUUCUGCUGGUUAGUCCUUGACGGUCCAGUCGACGCCGUCUGGAUUGAAAAUCUGAACUCUGUCUUAGACGACAACAAAACAUUAACGUUGGCCAAUGGCGAUCGAAUAGUCAUGGCUGGCAAUUGCAAGUUGGUGUUCGAACCGGACAACGUGGACAACGCAAGCCCCGCCACCGUGUCUCGCAUGGGCAUGGUGUUCAUGAGCUCCUCUGUGCUUCCGUGGCCGCCCAUCUUGGACGGUUGGUUGAAGACCAGAACGCAACAAGAAGGGGACGCCCUACGACCCAUGUUCGGCAAGAUCUACAGCGAUGCUCAGGACUAUGUGCUGCAAAAACUGAAACCGAAAAUGUUCAUCAGGGAGGCCGUGUACAUGCGACAAUGCUAUGACGUCUUGCAGGGCAUUUUGGAUGUUGGUGACGAAGCAAAGUUCUGGACAGAGAAGCAACUCGAGCGACUCUUCUUAUUUUCCAUGAUGUGGUCUUUGGGCGCCAUCCUGGAACUGGAGGAUCGAGCCAAGCUGGAACGUUUCGUUAUUACCCAUCCUUCGAAAAUGGAUUGGCCGAAAAUUGGGCCUAACGAGACGAUAUUCGAGUAUCUGGUCAAUCCGGAAAAUGGAAGAUGGCAGCACUGGUCGGAACGAGUGGAGGAGUUUUGUUAUCCUGCCGAUAGUAUUCUGGAUUUCACCUCCAUUCUGGUUCCUAAUGUGGACAACGUCAGGACUGCUUUUUUGAUUGGUGCUAUCGCGAAACAAACUAAAGCUGUGCUUUUGAUAGGUGAGCAAGGUACAGCCAAGACGGUAAUGAUUCAAGGAUACCUUCAGUCCUUCGAUCCAGAAUAUAAAUUGAGUAAAAGCUUCAAUUUCUCAUCCGCUACUACGCCAAACAUGGUUCAAAGGAUCAUCGAAUCUUAUAUCGAUAAGAGGGUGGGAACGACCUAUGGUCCACCAGCUGGAAAGACCCUAAGCGUAUUCAUCGACGAUAUAAACAUGCCGGUAAUAAACGAUUGGGGCGAUCAAAUCACCAAUGAAAUCGUCAGACAACUCAUGGAGAAUGGAGGAUUCUAUAGUUUGGAUAAACCAGGUGAUUUCUCGACCGUCGUGGAUGUUAUGUUUCUGGCUGCGAUGAUUCAUCCGGGAGGAGGAAGAAAUGACAUUCCGCAUAGACUGAAAAGGCAGUUCUGCGUCUUCAACUGCACCCUUCCAAGUAUCAACUCCAUGGAUCUGAUUUUCCAACAAAUCGCUUGCGGAUAUUUCUGUCCCGAAAGAUUCCGUGAGCCUGUGGUUAACUUCGUGAGCAAGCUAAUUCAGUUGACGAGACACGUAUGGGAGAAGACCAAAAUUAAGAUGUUGCCAACUCCUGCCAAAUUUCAUUACGUUUUCAAUUUGAGAGAUCUGUCCAGGAUAUGGCAGGGAAUCUUGACGGUGGCUGGUGACGAGUGUAAAACCGAGACGGACCUGUUGAAAUUGUGGAGACACGAAUGCCACAGAGUUAUUUCUGAUAGAUUCACCGAACAAAGCGACAAAGAUUGGUUCAUCCAAAGUCUGAAAGAUAAUGUAAUUAAAGAUCUCGGAGAUGACGCUCGUUUCUAUCAUGAAGAAGAAGUAUUUUGGGUCGAUUUUCUGAGGGAAGUUCCAGAGGCAACCGGUGACGAACCAGAGGAUUUCGCCUUUGAGGCUCCGAAGGUGUACGAAGAGAUACCAUCCUGGGAGUUCUUGAAAGAGAAGCUGUUGGGUUACAUGGAACAAUACAACGAACAGGUACGUGGAUCGGUUAUGGACAUGGUGUUCUUCCAUGACGCAAUGGUAAAUCUGAUGGCGAUAUCCAGACUGAUCAGAACGGCAAGAGGUAAUGCUUUAUUGGUCGGCGUUGGUGGUUCUGGAAAACAGAGCUUGACAAGGCUGGCUUCUUUCAUCGCCUCAUACAAAUCAUACCAGAUACAACUGACUAGGUCCUACAAUCUGAACAAUCUUAUGGACGACAUAAAGUACCUGUAUAGAGUUGCCGGUCUCGAAGGCUCUGGAAUCACCUUCAUCUUUACCGAUAACGAAAUAAAGGAAGAAACUUUCUUGGAAAGUUUGAACAACAUUCUGAGUUCGGGAGAAAUAGCAAAUCUCUUUCCAAAAGACGAACUGGACGAGAUCCAAUCCGAACUCAUUCCCAUCAUGAAGAAAAUCCAACCUAAACGGCCUCCAACUGUGGAUAAUCUCUACGAUUUUUUCAUCAGUAGAUCAAGAUCGAACAUUCACGUCGUACUCUGCUUCUCUCCAGUUGGAGAGAAAUUCAGGAGCAGAGCACUGAAAUUCCCCGGUCUCAUUUCUGGUUGUACAGUGAAUUGGUUUGCGAGAUGGCCUAGAGACGCCUUGACAGAAGUAGCCAGUCAUUUCCUCCAGAGCUUCGCUAUAGUGUGUUCACAAGAAGUCAAGUUAGAACUUAUCAAUCUUAUGGGAGAAAUCCAAGAUGGUGUUGCCGAAACUUGUAUAUUAUAUUUCGAAAGAUUCCGACGAAGAACUUUCGUCACACCAAAAACUUUCAUUUCCUUCCUGGACUUUUACAAAUCUCUGUACAAAAUGAAAUUCGACGAUAUCCAAGUGCUAGCACACAGAAUGAAAACGGGUUUGUCUAAGUUAGUAGAGGCUCAAAUCAGUGUUGACGAGCUCAGGAAGGAACUGGCCGUGAAAGAAAUAGAAGUGAACAAGGCCUCAGAAGCUGCAGAAGAAGUGUUGAACGAAGUACUGUCCGCGUCGGAGGUGGCAAAUAAAAUCAAAGAAGAAGCCUUGAUUGUUAAAAACAGGGCCGAGAACUUGGUGAACCUCAUUAGUAUCGAUCAAAAAGAAGCUGAGGGAAAGUUGCUUGCAGCUAAACCAGCUCUAGAUGCUGCCGAAGCGGCUCUUCAAACCAUCAAAGCUGCGGAUAUAGCGACUGUAAGAAAACUCGGCAAACCUCCGUACCUGAUCUUGAUCAUUAUGGACGUUGUGCUGAUUUAUUUCAAGAGAAAGUUGGACAAGGUGCAGAGAGACACGGUCAAUGAGAAGGAUUUCUGUCUGCCAUCCUGGAAUGAAUCCUUGAAGAUGUUGGCCGAUACCAAAUUCUUGAGCAAGCUUCAGGAAUACCCUAAGGAUACUAUCAACGCCGAAACAAUAGAUCUGGUAACACCAUAUCUGAGGCACGAACUCUACACAUUCGAGACGGCAAAAUCAGUUUGCGGCAACGUUGCAGGACUGGUGUCCUGGACAAUUGCCAUGGCCUCUUUCUACGAAGUCAAUAAAGAAGUAUUGCCACUGAAGGCCAAUCUUCAAAUUCAACAGGCCAAGUUGAACAAGGCCCAGGAAGAGUUGAACGCUGCCAUGACUCUUUUAGCCACCAAGGAGGAAGAAGUGAGACAGUGUCAAGAGUUAUACGAAGAAGCCAUGACUCGCAAACAGGCGGUUCUGGAUGAUGCGAUGAAAGUCAAGAAUAAAAUGGACGCAGCUACAGCUCUCAUAAGCGGCUUGGGAGGUGAAAGAAUUCGUUGGACCGCACAACUGCAGCAAUUCAAGGCCGAAACUGAGCGCCUUGUCGGCGACAUCGUCAUAUUGGUUGGAUUUUUGGGCUAUUCUGGGCCUUUCAAUCAAGAAUUCAGGAACACUCUACAGAAGACCUGGCUGGAUGCACUAAUUAGGCGCAAGAUACCUGUUACAGCUACUUUAAGCAUAAUAGAAAGCCUCACAGACACUGCAACUAUGGGGGAAUGGAACAUUCAAGGACUGCCAACGGAUGAGUUGUCUCUUCAAAAUGGCAUUAUCGUAACAACGGCCUCCAGGUAUCCGUUACUUAUAGAUCCCCAGAGCCAGGGAAAGUCUUGGAUAAAGAACAAGGAGAAGGAUAACAAUCUGAUUGUUACAUCUCUCAAUCACAAAUAUUUCAGGAAUCAUAUAGAAGAUGCGGUGAGUUUAGGUUAUCCGAUGAUAAUUGAGGAUAUUGGCGAAGAGCUGGAUCCUGUAUUGGAUGCUGUUUUGGAAAAGUCAUACAUAAAGUCCGGAACUUCGUACAAAGUGAAAGUUGGAGACAAGGAAGUAGACGUCAAUAUGGAUUUCAAAGUUUAUAUGACUACUAAGCUAGCAAAUCCAUCGUACACUCCUGAAAUCUUCGCAAGGACAUCUGUCGUAGACUUCACUGUAACCAUCAAAGGUUUGGAAGACCAGCUGUUGGGAAGGGUCAUUCUGACCGAAAAGAGAGAGUUAGAAACUGAGAGAACACAGCUGAUGAUCGAUGUUACUUCCAACAGACGCAAAAUGUCUGAGCUCGAACAGAACUUGCUCUACAAGUUGACGACAACUCAAGGAUCGUUACUUGAUGAUGAUACGGUUAUAGGAGUUUUGAACGUGACGAAAACAACCUCCUUGGAGGUCCAGGAGAAGCUGACGGUAGCUAAAGAAACGGAAAUCAAAAUAAAUGCUGCUAGGGAAGAAUUCAGACCAGUUGCUACAAGGGGAAGCGUAUUAUACUUCUUGAUCGUAAGCAUGGCAAUGGUCAAUAUGAUGUAUCAGACUUCUCUCGUUCAGUUCUUGGAGAGAUUCGACCUAUCCAUGCUCAGAUCGGAGAAGAGUCCGAUAACUUCGAAAAGGAUAAAUUUCAUAAAUGAAUAUAUGACCUACGAAAUAUACAAAUACAAAUCGAGAGGACUCUACGAGAGACACAAAUAUAUGUUUGUCCUUCUGCUCACCUUGAAAAUCGACCUGGAGAGAGGUACCAUAACGCAUGAAGAAUUCCAGAACUUCAUCAAAGGUGGCGCAGCGCUAGAUCUGAACACGUGUCCGCCGAAACCUGCGAAAUGGAUCACCGACAUGACUUGGUUGAACCUGGUGGAACUUUCGAACUUGAGGCACUAUCAGUAUAUCGUUCAACAGAUUAUUCAGAAUGAUAAAAUAUGGAAGACUUGGUUCGACAAAGACGCUCCUGAAGAAGCUCCUUUCCCUUUAACUUAUAAUACCCUGGACACUUUCAGGAAACUUCUGAUAGUACGCGCUUGGUGUCCAGACAGAACAAUGGUGCAAAGUAGAAAAUACAUCGCUAGCUCGAUGGGGCAGAAAUUCGCGGAACCUGUGAUCCUGAACUUUGAAAUCAUGCACACCGAAUCGAGGGCACUGACUCCAAUGGUCUGUUUCCUGAGUACCGGUUCUGAUCCUACCCCUUAUAUUGAACAGUUGGCCAAGAAAUUGGAGACCAGCAUCAAAUCGAUCUCGAUGGGCCAGGGUCAGGAAAUUCAUGCCAGGAAGAUGAUGACAGCAGCCAUGACGGACGGAUUCUGGGCUUUAUUGCAAAACUGCCAUCUCUCCUUGGAAUACAUGAAUGAAGUUCUCGCAAUGUAUUUGGACCUGGAAAAGGGUAUCGGUAGCGUACAUCCAGAUUUCCGAUUGUGGAUAACGACUGAGGAGCACCCGCUGUUUCCUAUAAGUUUAUUACAACUAUGCAUCAAGUUCACUAAUGAAGCUCCUUCAGGUGUGAGAGCUGGUCUGCUACGAACCUACACGUCGAUGAAUCAAGACAUGCUGGAUUAUUCUGAUGCUUGGCAAUACAUUCCUCUCAUAUACGCCAUAUCCUUCCUUCACACCGUCGUCCAGGAGAGGAGAAAGUUCGGACCACUAGGAUGGAAUAUACCGUAUGAAUAUAACUCAGCCGAUUGGUUGGCCAGUUGCAUAUUCGUUCAGAACCAUCUGGACGAGAUAGAUCCUAAGCGAGGAGUCAGUUGGGUAACUUUAAGGUAUAUGUUAGGAGAAGUCCACUACGGAGGAAGAGUCACGGACGAUUACGACAAGAGGUUACUGAACACUUUCUGCAGAUUCUGGUUCCAUGAUGGCGUGUUCGAACCCACUUUCGAGUUUGCCAAAGGAUAUAAAGUGGUGAAGUUCAAACAGAUCUCAGAUUAUCUCGCUCACAUCGACACUUUUGCUCCAACCGAUCCUCCUCAAGUUUACGGAUUGCAUCCGAAUGCGGAUAUUACGUAUCAGACCAAUACUACAAGUGAUAUGUUGUCUCAGAUGCUCUCGAUACAGCCAAAAGAAUCCGGUGGAGGUGGAGGAGAAACCAGAGAAUCGUUGGUCACCCGUCAAGCUAUCGAUAUGUUGAGCAAGAUGCCUCCAAAUUACGAUCCGUUCGAGGUUAAGGAAAGGAUACGUAUAAUGGGCCAGUACAAUCCUCUCAACAUAUUCUUAAAGCAAGAAAUUGACAGAAUGCAGAAAGUUAUUGGAAACGUGCGCACAACUCUGAAGGACCUGCUCUUGGCCAUAGAGGGCACAAUCAUAAUGAACGAGUCGCUGCAAGACGCUCUGGAUAACAUCUACGAUGCCCUGGUCCCCGCUGUUUGGAUGAGAGGAUCUUGGGCCGCGAGAACACUCGGUUUCUGGUUCACAGAACUGCUGGACAGGGACGUCCAGUUUAGGACGUGGUGCUUCAAAGGAAGGCCCCCCUGCUUCUGGAUGGCCGGGUUCUUCAAUCCUCAAGGUUUUCUGACCGCAAUGAAGCAAGAAGUUGCGAGAGCACAUAAGGGCUGGGCUCUGGAUCAGGUCUUCAUGUCUAACGAAGUGAUGAAAAUGAUGAAAGAAGAGACAAUUUCCCCUCCAAGUGAAGGUGUUUAUAUUUAUGGCUUAUUUCUUGAUGGUGGUGGCUGGGAUAGGCGUAAUUCAAAACUAUGUGAAUCCACUAAUAAAGUAUUAUAUACCGUUUUGCCCGUGGCCUGGGUAACAGCCAUAUACCAAUCAUCUCAAACAGGAAGCAAUUUGUAUGUGUGUCCAGUUUACAAAAAAGCGAGAAGAACAGACUUGAAUUACAUCACCGCCUUAAAUUUAGUUACAACUAAAAAUCCUGAUCAUUGGAUCCUGAGAGGAGUUGCCUUACUUUGCGAUAUACAAUAAGAGCUUAAUAAUCAGUGGAUAUCUUUUAAAAAAAUAUAUAUAUAUACAUAUGG